Molecule: messenger RNA, 1196 nt
Organism: Sclerotinia trifoliorum
Lineage: Eukaryota; Fungi; Ascomycota; Leotiomycetes; Helotiales; Sclerotiniaceae
Source: the annotation of a GenBank genome assembly
AACCUAGUAUAUAUAAGAAGGUCAACGGACAUCAGUAUAACUUUAUCUGUGAUUCUUUACCCAUCUCGAGACACUUCUCAACCAAAUUCCAAAUCUCCAAAUAUCCAAAAAGAAACUCCUUCAACCCUAAAUUCACCGUCCGUAUCAGAACCAAAGCCUUUCGUCAAAAUGCCGAGUUUCAACCAAAAUCCCUUCAUGGGCAAUAUCUGUUCCAAAGAAUCCGAUAACACAUCUGUUCUCCCAUCCGUCCGUUUACCCCUAUUCUUAUUAUCCACAUCCCGAUUCUCAGCUAACUACCCUCAGAAUUCUGCCAAAGUAACAUUCAAAAAAGGUGCUAAGGUUUAUUGGACGGGACAAGGAGAGAUAUCGACAACACCACUUACACCAAAUAGCCCAAAUGCACCAGAAGCCAGCAGUGCCAAUAAAAACCGACAUACUUCAUCAGAGAUCCGCAGCGCGCCGAGUGCUAUUUUUGCCGAUGAGGAGGCCGGUCUAAUUGCCGUUAAAGUGAAUUCGGGACGAAUGAAAGAGACUAUUGGACCUGAGAAUGGGAAGGGAAAUUUUAGCAUUCGAUUUUGUUAUAUUAUACAACUGGAGAAUGGGGAAACGAGAAAGGUAGAGGAGGGGCAGUUGAGAAAAGACAAAAGAGUGAUGAGCUGAAGCCUGAUGGAUUAGCUGGUGGGGAUGAUGAAUCAGGUCAGGAGAUAACGAAAUGUAAUGGACUGUUGAUUAGGCUAGAAGAAUAGAUGUUGUUCGCCUCAAUUUAUAGAAAUUCAUUAACUAUACUGCUAUUUCUAUAGUUAGCAAUAGUGUGAUACAACUUCUCUUGAGCAUCUAUUUUGUCACAGUACUUUCUUAGCCAAUCCAUGCUUUUACGGGUAGAUAUCUUUCCGCUAAGGGAUAGAUAGUAUCCUUAUCCUGAGCGGGAGUGGAGGAGGAAUAGAUAAGUUUGCGAAAGAGUCUUGGGUAAGUUUAUUCAUUAAAUACAGUAUUAUGAGUGGUGGAAUUUCCUAUGGAAACCUCAAAGAAAGUGUUUGAUGUUUCCAAUGAGUGAAUAGGAGUUUGGUGAGAUUGAAGAUGGAUGAUUGGGGAUGACGGAGUAGGGACAAAGAGCAAACUUCCAUAGCAAUCGUCCGCAGAUGGGAAAAUAAAGAUCUAUCAUUCCUGGAUUCAUCAUUCAUCAUCCAUGCAUGCAA